AUGACGAGAUCGACUACUACAGAUACUCGUUCUAUAGUUUUUAAACCACAACAACUUAUCUCUAAUGAAAGGUCAAAAUCAAAAUUAAUCGCGGAUCAAAUCAAUACAUUUUUGGAAGAUAAUCCCGAAAGUCAACAGAUAACCCAUCAAUUGACUGAUGAAAUUGUCAAUGAUCCGAUUUUAAAGACUGAUACUGAUUAUUAUGAUUUAACAAAAGCUCAAGAACGAGAAAUUACAGCUAAAAAAAUUUCAAGAUUGUCAAUUUACAUGGAAAAAGAUAUUAAAACUGCACGUAAUCAUUUUAAAGACACGGAUUUGAUUCAAAAACUGCAAGCAGAUGAAAACGGCGAAUUACCAGAAUUAACAAAUAAAGAUUUAGCGUUCUUCGAUAAAAGAUUAUCACUUAUUGGUAAUAUUGAUCCCCAAUUAUCUACACGUGUCGGAGUCCAUCUUGGUUUAUUCGGUAAUUGUAUUAAAGGCAACGGUACCCCACAGCAAAUUAAAUAUUGGUUACAAACUCGUGGUGCUGUCAUGUUAAAAGGUAUCUAUGGUUGUUUUGCAAUGACGGAAUUAGGUCACGGUUCAAAUGUCGCAAAUUUACAAACAAAAGCUAUUUAUAAUUUGCAAAAUGAUACUUUCACCAUAGUGACGCCCGAUCUAACAGCGACCAAAUGGUGGAUAGGUGGUGCUGCAAGUUCUGCAACUCAUUCCGUCGUAUACGCAAGAUUGAUCGUUAAAGGAACAGACUAUGGUGUAAAAACUUUUGUUGUCCCAUUACGUGAUUUGAGCACUUUCCAAUUGUUACCAGGUGUUAUCAUUGGUGACAUUGGUAAAAAAAUGGGCAGAGAUGGUAUCGAUAAUGGUUGGAUUCAAUUUAAAAAUGUAAUAAUCCCAAGAGAAUUUAUGCUAUCAAGAUUUGCUAAAGUUAUUCCAAAUGAUACUAAAACUGAUGUCACUGUCAAAAUUGAUAAAAAUUUGGAUUCAAUUUCAGGUUAUAGUGCUCUAUUAAGUGGUAGAGUCAACAUGGUAAUGGAUUCAUUCAGAUUUGGCUCAAAAUUUGUUACAGUUGCUACAAGAUAUGCCGUUGGUAGACAACAAUUCAAAUCUGAAAAUUCUCCUGAUGAAACACAAUUGAUUGAUUAUCCUUUACAUCAAUAUCGAGUCUUACCACAAUUAGCCAUCGUUUAUUUAAUUGCACCUGCUGCACACAAUCUCAUGAAAACUUAUUAUUCCACUUUAGACGAACUGUACGCAGCAACAUCUUCAAAUAAUAGAGACCCUAAGGCAUUGAAAAAGGUAAGUCACAAAUUGAAAAAUUUAUUUAUUUCAAGUGCAAGUUUAAAGGCAACAAAUACGUGGUUAGUUGCAAGUUUAAUUGACGAAUUGAGACAAAGUUGCGGUGGACAUGGUUACUCACAAUAUAAUGGAUUUGGUAAAGGCUACAAUGAUUGGGUUGUACAAUGUACUUGGGAAGGUGAUAAUAAUAUUUUAUCUUUAACUUCAGCAAAAUCAAUUCUAAAAAAAUUUGCCGAUGCUUCUACAAAGGGGAAAUUUAAUGCUGAUUUGGAUUCAGAUUCUUUCCAUUAUUUAGAUCCAAUGUUUCUUCAGAGAGUUUAUACUAAUCAAUUAACUGCAUCUUUGGAUGAUGACAAUAUGGAAUCUUAUUAUGAAGCGUGGUCAAUAAUGUUAGUUCAAUUACUCAUUCAUGUUGGGAAAACGAUACAAGCAACUAAAGCAUUCGAUAAGAUUACUAAAUUACUGGUCUUAAUUGCAAAAUUUCAUGCAAUUCAUACAAUGCUCAAAGUUUACUAUGAAAAAUUGAAUUGUUCGGACGUUUCAUUCAUUAAAGAUAAUGCCACAAAAGAAACCAUGUGGAACGUUUACAAAUUAUUUUCAGUUUAUUUCAUUGACAAGCACUCUGGCGAGUUCCAACAAUUUGGUGUUUUCAAGAGUAAGGACAUUUCCAAUAUCAUUCAACCAAGGUUAUUCAACUUGCUAUCAAUUAUAAGAAAAGAUUGCAUCAAAUUAACCGAUGCCUUCGAAUUACCCGACGAAAUGUUAAAUGCUCCAAUUGGAUACUUCGACGGUGACAUAUACCACAAUUACUUCAAUGAAGUACUCAAAAACAAUCCACCCGAAAAAGACGGUCCCGGUGUUCCGCCUUAUUAUGAAACUUUGACCAAGAUGCUCAACCGUGGCUACGAAUUUGAUGCUCGUCUUGGUGGUGCAAUGAAUUUAGAAACACUUGAAAAAUUGAAAUGA
This is a messenger RNA of Kazachstania africana CBS 2517, 2262 nucleotides long. It is a transcript of the gene POX1, whose product is annotated as acyl-CoA oxidase. Lineage: Eukaryota; Fungi; Ascomycota; Saccharomycetes; Saccharomycetales; Saccharomycetaceae. The transcript has a single exon. Gene Ontology annotation, molecular function: FAD binding; fatty acid binding; acyl-CoA oxidase activity. Bases 1 to 2262 code for a protein of 753 amino acids. The record is from RefSeq and is a predicted model, not a curated record. Gene Ontology annotation, biological process: fatty acid beta-oxidation using acyl-CoA oxidase; lipid homeostasis. Gene Ontology annotation, cellular component: peroxisome.